GAAAAGAACAAAAUUAUCAGGUUGUCGAUCUUUCAACUGUGCUUUAUCUGUAAUGUCAUUUGUAAUCUUGCUUUUUCCAAUAAGCAGAAUGCGAUGUUUAUUGUGGAAUCUUGUAUAUUUCUGCGCUAUCUCCGUGAUACUUUCCACGACCGACGUGACGAAACAUCCCAAUUGGUCGCUGUUUGAGAAACGAUGCGGCAAUUCGAACAGUGAUCGCAUUAUCGGGGGCAAGAACGCGAGUUUGGGAGCUUAUCCUUGGAUCGCGCGAAUUGGAUACAGCGAACCCGGCACGAAGGAGUUGAGUUACAGAUGCGGCGGCACUUUGAUCAAUCAACUUUACGUGCUCACGGCCGCCCACUGCGCGGCAAAUCUGCCGAAUAAUUUGAAGAUCAACGGAAUUCGUUUGGGCGAGCACAAUACAUUGACAGAAAUCGACUGCGUCAAAAGAUACUGCGCGGAACCGGUGCAGGACUUUCAGCCGGAAUCGGUGAUAGUUCACGAGAAUUACAACAAUCCACCGUACAGGCACGACAUAGCUCUGAUACGAUUGAACAAGCCGGCGGUUUUCAACGAUCACGUGAGGCCGAUAUGCAUGGUGAACGGUGAACUUUUGGAGAAAGACUUCUUCAACGAGACGAUGGAAGUCGCUGGUUGGGGAAUUUACGACAUCAGCGAUCCGAAACCCAGCACGACUCUGCUAACUGUUACGUUGCCGGUUGUCGAAGAGGAGAGGUGUGCAAAGUCCUUCAAAAAAUUCGCUAUCAUCGCGGAUACGCAGAUGUGCGUGGGUGGUGUCACGGGUCAGGACUCUUGCGGCGGCGACAGCGGCGGACCUCUGAUGAAAGUGAUCGGUUACAACGGACGUCCCAGAUAUUAUCUCCUCGGUAUCGUUUCUUUCGGUGCGACAUAUUGCGGCAGUUCCACGUCGCCCGCCGUCUACAGUAAGGUCGCCAAGUACAUGACGUGGAUUCUGGACCAUAUAUCGCCAAACAACAACAGCGAGUUUUUUCGAAUAAAUUUGUCAACAAUGUCGAUGAAGUCGACGUUGUCAUUUCUCUUCAAGUUUUCGGUUUUACUGAUCGGUGUUGGCAUCGAUGCGCAGUAUCAAAGUUCGCGAAUCACGGACUGCAGAGCCGAGGGUCAAUUAGGCACGUGCAUAAUCGCGCGGGAAUGUCCGAUGGUCGCCAGUAUCCUGCAACAAUCGCGCGAACAGGCCGUAAACUAUCUACGACGCAACCAUUGCGGCUACCGAGGCAAAGAUCCGAUGGUUUGCUGCAUCGGCGGCGCGAGCGUCAUCCCUCAGAACGAUAAUGUUAAUCCGAUGAAUCCAGGAAAUCCGGUGAAUCCAGGAAAUCCGGUGAAUCCAGGAAAUCCGGUGAAUCCGGAAAAUCCGAUGAAUCCGGGAAAUACGGUAGAUCAAGGAAAUCAAAUGAAUCCGGAGAAUCCGACGGUUUUCAAUCCCAACGAAAAUUUACGAGUCGACGUGAUCAAUCAUCCUCUGCUACCGUCGACCUGCGGUCGCGACUUGACCCAAAAAAUCGUCGGCGGCGAACGCACCGAACUCGGCGAAUUCCCUUGGAUGGCGCUGUUGGAGUACCAGAGACCGAACGGCGGAAAAUCCACAGCGUGCGGCGGUGUUCUGAUCAGCAAGCGUUACGUUCUUACCGCGGCUCACUGCGUCAAGGGCAAGGAAUUGUCGAAAUCUUAUCGUCUGACCAGCGUGCGUCUGGGCGAAUACAACACCGACACCGAACAGGAUUGCGUGCAGGACGACGUGAACAGCGAGAUUUGCGCCGACGAUCCGAUCACCGUUGGCGUGGAGGAACAGAUUGCUCACGAGAACUAUCAACCGAAUUCACGUGAUCAACGUUACGACAUCGCUUUGCUGCGAUUAAAUUACGACGUGCGAUUCACCACUUACAUCAAACCCAUUUGCUUGCCAACGAACUCGACGAUAAGCGACAAACUCUUUGUGGCCGGAUGGGGUAGGACCGAAGACAGCGUGUCCUCGAACGUGAAGCUAAAGUUGUCGUUACCGCUGACGGACAAGAAUGAUUGCGCUCAGACUUACGGCAACGCCGGCGUUCAAUUGGGACUUGGACAGAUUUGCGCGGGCGGUCAAAGAGGCAAGGAUUCGUGCCGAGGUGACUCGGGCGGUCCGCUGAUGACCAUCGAGAGACUCGUCGACGGCACCGCCAGAUGGACGUCCGUGGGCGUUGUGUCAUUUGGACCGUCGCCAUGCGGUCUUCAGGGUUGGCCAGGCGUGUACACCAAAGUAGCGGAUUUUGUUCCCUGGAUUCUUAGCAAAAUGAGACCGUAA
Pseudomyrmex gracilis is the source of this 2320-nucleotide messenger RNA. RefSeq names its product melanization protease 1-like. Gene Ontology annotation, molecular function: serine-type endopeptidase activity. The record is from RefSeq and is a predicted model, not a curated record. The coding region runs from base 53 to 2320 and encodes 755 amino acids. NCBI's taxonomy places the organism in Eukaryota, Metazoa, Arthropoda, Insecta, Hymenoptera, Formicidae. Gene Ontology annotation, biological process: proteolysis. The transcript is spliced from 9 exons.